Ceratitis capitata (Mediterranean fruit fly) is the source of this 6290-nucleotide messenger RNA. RefSeq names its product POU domain protein CF1A (gene vvl). Gene Ontology annotation, biological process: regulation of transcription by RNA polymerase II. The transcript has a single exon. The record is from RefSeq and is a predicted model, not a curated record. Lineage: Eukaryota; Metazoa; Arthropoda; Insecta; Diptera; Tephritidae. Gene Ontology annotation, molecular function: RNA polymerase II cis-regulatory region sequence-specific DNA binding; DNA-binding transcription factor activity, RNA polymerase II-specific.
UCAUUGAAAUCCAUUGUGGCAAGUAGAUACGAGAAAUGAAAUUUUAACUCAACUGAAAGGAAAAGUUAGGCUGUCCAUUUAGCAUUUUAGCCUCUCAGUCCACCCAUUUUCACACUUGGUGACACUGCUUGCUAAUCGGUAAGACUUUAUUUUCUUAUAUGUAUGGCUUGACAUGCAAAUGCAACAAAUUUAAAAGCUGCCCCUGUUGCACUUCACAGCUUAGACAUAAUGGUACCGGUUGAUUGUAGGAAGCUUGCGAGCAGCGAAAGCAAAAGGCUUGUUCUAUCAGUUGGUGCACGGUUCUAUUUUACCUGAUAGUAAGCGAACGUAUGGAGGUUAUACAAGGACUGACUGCUCCCGCUGAUUGUGGCGAUUUGAAUUUUUUAGCCCGGAAGUGUAGGUUGCAUGGAAUUUCUGGAACGCCAAAUUGCUUUCCCUGAGGCGACAGCAGUAAAAUGGAAUUGGGAACUAUGCGUGAAAACUCAAUGUUGGGGAGAAAAUGAUGGGGGAACUACGAACAGGCCGGCAGAAGAAGACCGCUAAUUCAGUAGCAGAAGAAUACGCAGUGGACAGUUGGAAAUAUUGUAUGUAAUUUCUGGUAGGCGUUCCAUUGGAAUUUCAAACAGUACGUACAUAUAACUAAACAUGUUGUUAUUGGGUUGGCUCUGUCUUAACAAUAUUUGCCCUCGCAGUCUAACGCGGCAGCAAAAAUGGUGAAUGAGCGCGAAACGCAAAUACUCUUUCCCAAUAUUCAUUGACGUAUAUUCGCGGUUGCUCCUGUGGUUUCUCUUUGUUCAACUUUAAGUGGCAAAUACUCUCAAGCAUACGCAUUCAUAGAACAUGUUGAAGACUGAGAAAUAGUAGGAGUAUUUAUUUGUUUUGCUUUUCUGCCAAAAGCCGACUAACCAAAUAAAAAUCGUAUUCUUUCAUUCACUCCUUAGAGUUGCUCUAAUAUUGUGUUGCUACAUUCGCUAUAAGAGUGCCAUGUUGAAAUGCUUUGUCGCUGUUGUUGCUGCAGACAUUAGCUUGCUUGUUGUUGUGUUUCGCUUCCUGUACACUUCUUUGCUUUCCUGCUGAUAAAACCCAUCUACACCUAUAUUUUUACUCUUCUACCUUUACUCAGCCAACCUUCGGAGAUUUUAUUGCGUGCUCUUUCGCACAUAUGUUAAGAGCAGCAAUACACAAUACCACAACUGGUCGCCUUCACUUCUUCGCGAUUCCGCUUUUGCUUCGUGUGUGCACACUCACUCGUCCAUUGUGACUGCGUUUCGUGCGCUUCGUUUAUGUGCUGACUCGUUAACCGGAGUGCCAGCCACUGCUUACUACGCUGGUGGUUUGCUGACUGGCGUCGCAUUUAUCGAUGGCUGUGCCUGUGACUGAGCGAGCGCUGCCUGUUUGCGCCGUCGUUGUAUCGUUGUGUGGAGGUUGCUUGACGCCAUUCGUAGUAACCUUUUAUUCGUAACGUUGUGUGCACUGUGCUGCCUGAGUGGAGUGCUUGUGUGUGUUUGUUUGGCGCUGCCGCACGCUGCUCUCCGGUACCUUCGGUCGCCGAUGAAUGACGUUAGUUCACUUCGAUAGCUCUAUGAGUUUACACGUAAAAAUCUUUAGUCUUCGCGUGUUUGAAGCGUACAAAUUAGAAUAAGCAAAGUAAAAACAGCUUUCUUCCGGACCGUAGUCAGUUAGACGUCUAACUAAGCAAGUUAGUUGAUGUUAAAAACGAGCAACGGUUUUUUUAUGUUACAUUAAUAAGCGGAACACGUCAAGGCUUACGAAAACAUAAUUUUAUUAAAGUAUCUUGGUGUCGCGAUCACGAUAGCUAACGGUAUUUUUGUGCGGAGUGCGGUUACAAAAACUCUGUAGAAGUGCAAAAUAAUAUAGCCGGUGUCUAUUUCCGUGAGCAAUAAUUUGCGCAACAAAGAAAAAAAUAAAUAAUCAAAAAAUAGUGACAAAUUAUUAGAAAAAAACCGCUUGAAAGAAGUUUAUCACCGUCAUACGUGUAUGUAGAAUGUGUGGGCGAGUUAAUGACUGGAAGGCAGUUCAAAAGUGAAUAGUGAUUACAGAGUUUUUAACAAAUUUUGAAGUCCAUAAUACAAACUAAAGUAUCAAAACCAAUAGGAUAAAAAGCAUAAAUUACUUGCAUAACCCCAAGUGUCAAUUUUUGAUACCCGCUCGCUAGUCAACUAAUCGUUUCCAAAUUACUUAAAACUAAGCAACUCAAACUUGUAGUAGCCGACGGCUAAUUGAAUAUUGAGCAUUGUACAACUUGUUGCGUAGCAACUGCAAAUACUCGAUCAUCAGAGAGUGGCAAGUGUGUAUAUAUUAAAAUAUAUAUACCGUUAAAUAAAUUGAUAUUCUAUUCUACUGUGCGUUGAGCAGCCAUUGUGAGCUGCUCCCAAUAAGUCGUCGUCAUCGAAUUCUCGCCUCUGUACGUUGAACACAAAGACUUCAAGACGGUUGCCUCACGGUUCGAGUGGAAUGAGCAUAGGGACACUGGUCUUCCUUUUGAUAGAUCGGUUUUCAAGGUCGUUAAACUGAGCCCCAACUUGGAGCCCUACCCCGCCAGCGUGGAGGGCUUGAACAGCCCUAGAGCGGUGGGGAUGGCCGCCACCUCAUAUAUGACACCUUCCAGCGGUGAUCUAGACAUGGCGUUGGGUGGCGGUGGUUAUCAUACCUCAUCGCCACGAUCUGCCGCAGAUGCUGGAGAAAUGAAAUAUAUGCAACAUCACCAUCAUCAUGCCGCUGCUGCUGCUGCCCACCAUCAGCUACCUUCAUCUCCCAGUCCGAAUGCUGUAGUUGGUGGAGCGGGCGGUGGGGGUACAGGUGGUGGAGGAGGCUUGGGUGUCUCGGCGACUGGACUUAGUUCAAUUACACCCACCGGCGGCUUGGGCUCAAAUCCUUGGACUGCGUUACAUCCCUCAGAUCCAUGGGCAUCAAUGACACAUCAUACACACCAUCAUCCCGCAGAUGCCGUGAAGCAAGAGAUGUCACAUUUGUCGCAGCAGUCACGCGUUCAACAAGGUAUGGCAUCUCCUCAUACAUGGCACGCACCAGUUCAUACUGCCCAUUACGCUCCAACGGGAGGCUCGCCAUUGCAAUAUCAUCACGCUAUGAACGGAAUGCUCCAUCAUCCUGCUCAUCCAGCGCAUCAUCAAGGUGUUGCGCCACUGCAUCACGCAUUACGGGGCGAGUCACCGCAACUUCAUAUACAUCCUCACCAUUUGCAAGGCGAUCGUGAUGUAUCGGGCGGCGAAGAAGAUACGCCCACCUCAGAUGACUUGGAAGCGUUUGCAAAACAGUUUAAACAACGUCGCAUAAAACUCGGUUUUACACAAGCGGAUGUGGGACUUGCGCUUGGAACUCUAUAUGGCAACGUUUUUUCACAAACAACAAUCUGCCGAUUUGAGGCUCUACAGUUAAGUUUCAAAAAUAUGUGCAAAUUAAAGCCGCUACUACAAAAAUGGCUAGAAGAGGCUGAUUCCACCACUGGCUCACCAACGAGCAUAGAUAAGAUUGCAGCGCAAGGUCGCAAGCGAAAGAAACGAACAAGCAUAGAAGUAAGCGUAAAAGGUGCACUAGAGCAGCAUUUUCAUAAACAACCGAAGCCAUCGGCCCAAGAGAUCACUUCGCUAGCAGACUCACUGCAAUUAGAGAAAGAGGUUGUGCGGGUUUGGUUUUGCAAUCGUCGGCAAAAGGAGAAGCGCAUGACGCCGCCAAAUACAAUGGGAGGUGAUAUGAUGGAUGGAAUGCCGCCAGGUCAUAUGCACCCCCAUGGUGGAUACCAUUCACACCACGAUAUGCACGGAAGCCCAAUGGGUACUCAUAGCCAUAGUCAUAGCCCGCCAAUGCUUAGCCCACAAAACAUGCAGUCUGCGACGGGGCAUCAGUUGGCGGCUCACUAGCAAUCAGAAAUCCAGGAGUCGAACUCAGCUGCAGCUGUGUCCACUCCUGCAUCGCUGCAUCAGCAGCAACAACAACAACAUCAGCAGCAACAGCACCAGCCACAUAAUCAACACGCGCCCAAUACGCCGUCCUCGUCGGGUGGCUCCUCAGCGACGAUGACCACCAAUGUGCUGUCGCCGCAAUCGCCCAUCGGUGCGGGCUUAGCUGCCAAUAAUAACAAUAAUAAUAACAAUAACAACAAUAAUAAUAAUAAUGAGAGCGAUCACUUGACACAAGUGAAGCAACAGCAGCAACAACAAGCGUCAUCAAUAGCGGCCGCUGCAGCCGCCGCUAUGUACAUCGAUCCGAUGCGCUACCAACACCACCAUCCGCACCAACAUCCACACCUCAACCCCGCGCACCAUCCACACCUCUUCCACACCAGCGAUCAACAACAUCCAGCGCUACAGCAUCCAGCCGCCCAUCAUCAACAUCUGCAACAACCACAAACGUCGCCAGGAGCAGGCAGUAGUAGCGGUGCCCUCCAAGCGCCAUCCUCAUCACCCUCCUCGGCGUCGUCGGUAUUGGGCAGUGCGGCUGGUAUGCAUCAUCUUAACUUAAAUCCACAUUCCCUACAUCAACAUCACCACCAUCACCAGCAGCAGCACCACCAUCAGCAACAACAACAACAAUUGCAUGCCCGUCGUCUUUUCGAAUGGAGUUUGCAAUUCGGCGCCGCAGCACCAGGCGUGAGACACUUCAAUUCCUUCGGCGGUGGCGGUGAAUAGCAUUCGUCCGCCGCAGCGGCAGCGUCAGCCGCCUGGUUUGGAUAUGAAUCGUCUUAAACAUAUUGGCGAAUGCGAAUGCGAAUGUGACGAGAAUCCAACGAACAGGCGGUGCGUUAUUUAGCUGCGGCGUGUAGUGAAAUCGGAUAACUGAAAGUGCAGUGAGAGGGAAACGGAAGUUAUAUUUAUUUACUGAAACAAAUUUAUUUGUAUAUACACCAUAUACAAUAUAUACUCGUACGAGUACAUAAAGUUGUAAGGCGCAGGGAUCGAAGGACCAACGAUCGAGUUAUAGAAUCAACGGCAACGCUUUUACCCAAUAACCACCCACAGACCCGUGGGCUACUGUUGAGAAGCUUGCCAAGUAUGCGGACGGUUGUAAGCCAUUUGCCAGAGCUAUACCAGUGCAUUAAUCUGUGUUAACUUGAAGUUAGUUAAGUAAAUUACCUACGUAAAUAUGAAAUUAAGAUCAUUACAAAAUCAAACAAGUAAAAAAGCAAAAGCAAAAGUACUGUUAGUAGGAACAAUUUUUCACUACGGAUAUAUAAAGGUUAUAUUCAAUGGUCCUCUUAGGCUCCCGAUAUAUACAACAACCACAAAGUCGUAAAUAUAAAUUAUAAGAAUUAUUAGAAGUUGAAAGUUUCUAAAACUUGCACAUUAAUGCAAUUAAAAUCAAACCAGAAACAAAGUGAUGUUUUUAAGAAAAACUAAUUAAAAAAUAAGAGUUUUGCGUUUAUCAUGAAAAAGUGUGAAACCACAAAAAUAUUAAGCAUCCAAAUUAAAUGCAAUUCAAGAAUUCCGUAGUAUGUAGUUUUGUAAAUGUAAAUGUAAAAUGUAAAAUGUAAAUUUCUUGAAAAUGAGGAAAAUGAGGAAAAUGAGUGCAACCGUGAGAAUUCGAAUAAAAUAGUAAUAUAAACAAUAUAGAAUAAACAGUAAACUAUAAAUAAUUUAUAAUAAUAUAAUAUGCAUCGCAAGUUAAUUGUAAACAGAAAACCAAUUAAAAUGACCAAACAGCUUUGUUUAAUUUCACCAAUUCCAUUGGAAUGACGCCAAAUGCUCCAAAACAGCCCCUCAAAUCAGUGGUCGAUUGGUCGAUACAAUCAUGCAAGUAAAAGUCUAAAUAGAUUAAUGUGCCGUCAGAGUAGUUCAUCGCUAAAGUGUCGAAAAGUGCACAGCCACCACAAUUCUUGACCCGCACCGCGCUAGCUUUGUGACCCACCGUACCCUUUAGCGCCACUCGCAAGAGGCGCAAGCUUGGGGCGAAGGUAAACCUUUCAGAUUUUCUAUGCUUGGUUUUUUUUUUUUCAAAAUUUGUAGGUGGCACACUUUUCGACACUCUUCGCAUACAGUUAUACAAAUAAUAAUAAUUAUAAUAAAUAAACAAAAUUAAAUUAAAGAUAUUUGUAAAAGAAUUGUAGACCAAAAGUAAGAGUGAAAUGAAAGUCGCCUUCGCUUAUUACUAAUGAUGAAUCAAAAUUCUACAUUUACUUAUACAUACGUAUAUACACGUACAUACAUAGAUACAUAUGCAUGCGAAUAAUUGGAUAUACUGUAAUUAUUAAUACAUAUAUGUACAUACAGAUGUAAUCGACUAAGGAUAUAAUUUUGUUUGCAAGCCAGUGUUUA